This is a messenger RNA of Morchella importuna, 354 nucleotides long. RefSeq lists its product as uncharacterized. Gene Ontology annotation, cellular component: mitochondrial inner membrane. Gene Ontology annotation, biological process: pyruvate import into mitochondria. Bases 1 to 354 code for a protein of 117 amino acids. The transcript has 5 exons. Gene Ontology annotation, molecular function: pyruvate transmembrane transporter activity. Lineage: Eukaryota; Fungi; Ascomycota; Pezizomycetes; Pezizales; Morchellaceae. The record is from RefSeq and is a predicted model, not a curated record.
AUGUCGCAAGCAGCUGCUCAGACGGCUACAAAGGCCAUGAAUCCUGCAUUCAACCCCAGGACCGUUCACUUCUGGGCUCCCAUCCUCAAGUGGGGACUGGUUAUCGCUGGAAUUGGUGACUUCUACAGACCCGUUGAGAGUCUUUCCGUUACUCAGAACGCGGCCCUUACUGCGACCGGCACUAUCUGGACUAGGUGGUGCUUGAUCAUUUCCCCCAGGAACAUCCCGUUGGCGGCGGUGAAUUUCUUUUUGGCAGGUGUGGGGUCGGUUCAGUUGGGGAGAAUCUUUUUGCACAACCAGAGCUUGAAGAAGAACAGCCCGAUCCUGAGCAAGCUUGAGGAGGUUAAGAAAUGA